Coniophora puteana RWD-64-598 SS2 is the source of this 1230-nucleotide messenger RNA. RefSeq lists its product as uncharacterized. The record is from RefSeq and is a predicted model, not a curated record. NCBI's taxonomy places the organism in Eukaryota, Fungi, Basidiomycota, Agaricomycetes, Boletales, Coniophoraceae. The transcript is spliced from 4 exons. Gene Ontology annotation, biological process: protein processing. Gene Ontology annotation, cellular component: endoplasmic reticulum; Dsc E3 ubiquitin ligase complex. Gene Ontology annotation, molecular function: protein binding. The coding region runs from base 54 to 1088 and encodes 344 amino acids.
CAGGUCCUUCCCCGGACCGUCAACAAUCUACUCGUCAUCCCCCACAGAGAAACAUGGCGCUGAGCGAAAAGGCAAAGGGAAAGCUGCGCGCACAGGAGGGCGAUGAAACGUGGGCGGAACGAGACGGGGGCUGCGACCUCACCGUGCGGUUCACCGAGGGCCUGCCUGACCUCGUCAUCCACCUCGCGCCUGCCCAUACUGUGCGCGAUGUCAAGACCCACAUCGUGGAAGCCCGCCCUGAGCUCGCAGACCGCCGCUUGCGGCUCAUCCACGCCGGCCGGCUCCUUACGGACGGCACGAUCCUCUACGCGUGGCUGCGCUCCCUCGAGGAGCGCCAGAUGCGCGCGACGCGCCCUGGAUCGCCUGUGCCUCCUCGUGGUGGCGGCGGUGGUAGAGAGUCCACCGAUAAGCCCUCAUCCAAUACGCCGGCUGCGGCCGACCGCACUAGCGUGCCUGCGCCGUCGAACGCGUGGCUGCAUUGUUCGGUGGGGCCCAAGAUCGAGAAGGAGGCGAAGGUGGUGAAGAAGGCUGGGAAGAUGGACGCACCAAGAGGAGGGGGCGCGGAGGGCAGGGAAGCGGAUGGGGCAGAAGGAGAAGAAGAGACGGAGACGCAGCAGCCGCAGCUGCAGCCGCUCCGCGGGUUCGACCAGCUCGUCGACGCGGGCUUCUCGCGGGAGGAUAUCGCGGGCAUGCGGCGGCAGUUUCACGCAUCGAGCCCGUUUGGCACGAUGGGCGACGCCGAGGGCGAGUACGAGCCCGAUGAAGAGCUCGACGAACACGCGCGGGCACUCGAGGAACAGUGGAUCGACUCGCUCGACAACGGGCUCGGCGACACCCCGCCGCCCAUGUCGGGCACGGCGUCCGCGCAGACGACGGUGAUAUAUGGUAUUUUGCAUGGGUUCUUUUACCCUUUUUCGCAGCUGCUCUUUACCGGGACCGCGAAGCCGCCUGUGUUCUGGGAAGACGGGAGCGUGCACGAGGAGCCGGAGAGUGUCGUGUUUGGGCAGGUGAUGUCGACUGGAAUUAUGCUUGGUUUUGUGCUGAAUGUUCUGUUUGGAACGUGGAGGUAUCUCCUGGACACAUCAUAGCGAUUCGAUGAGGAACGUUCCGUAAUACGAUACCUGGACGUUCUCAGCAAGGAUUUCCUCUCUCUGUGGUUCCACAAGCCACAUCCUUACAUACAUUGUACAUACUCGCAUUCAUAGUACGCGUAAUACAGCCUCCACUGAU